Hemiscyllium ocellatum (epaulette shark) is the source of this 1530-nucleotide messenger RNA. Its product is annotated as zinc finger C2HC domain-containing protein 1C-like. NCBI's taxonomy places the organism in Eukaryota, Metazoa, Chordata, Chondrichthyes, Orectolobiformes, Hemiscylliidae. Bases 1 to 1530 code for a protein of 509 amino acids. The record is from RefSeq and is a predicted model, not a curated record. The transcript is spliced from 3 exons.
AUGGCUUGUUGGGAAAUGGGUCCUUAUCUUCAGAUUGAUCCUUUGUCCCCUUAUGGCAAAAAUAAAUCUUCAAGGAAGCUCCCGCCCAUCAGUCAGGGUGGCCAUGAUAUUCCAUUUGCGACACCUCAAACUAAACUGGACUUACUGAAAUGUCAGAUCCAACAGAAGUUGGAGCGAGAGAAACAGGUGAAACUUAUGGCCAUUUACAAACAGCAGUAUCAGGAAGCUCUGUAUCGCCUUCGAACCACCUACCUCGUGGAAGCUCACUCGGGGUCCUACAGAAAUCCCGGAAUCUCUGAGCAACUUUCAGCUGAUGGGUCACAUGUGCAAUCUCCGAUGUCAGAGGAUCAGGAUUUAGGAUGGACCCAGGUUACUCUCGGUCCACAAGGCAAAAGGAGCGCUGGCAUUGACAGAGCUCACCCUCUGAGGCCCAUCGAUCGGAGACACUCAGGACUCAGCAACGUCUUAAACUUUGAAGGAGAGACCCCUGAUUGGAGGAGUUUAAUACAUUUGGAUGCCCCCAUGUGGCCAGCUGUUACAUUCAGACCAUCACCACCUAAAGCACCAAGAAGCAAAUGUCAGUCCAACUGGUCACAGUUAAGGAGCAGGGAGCGGGGUAUGGAACUGAGAACAUCAGAAGAUUCAACAUCUCCAGUCCAACCUCAUCAAAGGAGCAGCCAAUGUCAUAACUCAACCUUCAGUAAAGGGCAGGAAACCAGAGAGCUCCAAAACAGUCAGCAAAACGACAGAAUCAACAUAGACGUUGAGAUUUCUAAGAAAGAGAGUCUUAUUCAAGGAAGACUGAGGAAAAUAGAAGAGGAACUGAGACUAAUUCAGAUGCAAAGAGAUGAAACAGACGAAGAGACGGAAGAUCAAAAUAUGGAGGAAUCAGCGAAAAUUAGCAACCAAUAUAAAGGGAAGGAACUAACCGAAGACAGCUUUGAUGGCAGCUCCUCAGAUGAAUACAGUGAUCAUUCAAAUCCAUUCGCAAAUUAUAAAGAGAUUGCAAAUGAAGAAAAGAAUGACACAAAGGAUGAUACUGAUCGUACAGCACAAUACAGUAACUCAGUAGAGAAUGAGAGGACAGAGUGGAAUGGACAUUAUUCACCAGAGGAGAAAGCCCACUGUCCUUUCUGUGGCCGAAGGUUUGUUCUAGACCGCCUCGACACACAUACAGAAAUCUGUAAGAAAGUUUACAAACGCAAACGGAAAGUCUACGAUUCAGCACAGAAGAGAGCGAAAGGAACUGAUUUGGAGAAUUACCAGUGCUCCCACAAAGUCAUCCCAGCACCGAGAGUGAACUGGAAGGUGAGGCAUGAUGCUUUCAUCCGCAUGUUGCAUGCGGCCCAGCAAGCUGAACUUGAAAUAUAUCGUGGGAAGAAGCAAGCAAUUGCAGCGGCCUCCCCUUCUGUCAACUCCGACUACGUCCAGUGUCCACACUGCAGCCGUCGCUUUGAACCCAACGUGGCCCAGAGUCACAUCCCCAAGUGUAAAACACUGAGGAGCCGACCAACUCCACCCAAGAGGUAA